Volvox carteri f. nagariensis is the source of this 498-nucleotide messenger RNA. RefSeq lists its product as uncharacterized. The record is from RefSeq and is a predicted model, not a curated record. Gene Ontology annotation, molecular function: ATP binding; protein kinase activity. Lineage: Eukaryota; Viridiplantae; Chlorophyta; Chlorophyceae; Chlamydomonadales; Volvocaceae. Gene Ontology annotation, biological process: protein phosphorylation. The transcript has 3 exons. The annotation marks the transcript as partial.
AUGCUUGAGACCGCCGCGGACGUCGCCAAGGCCAUGGUCCACAUGCACGCCGCCAACGUGCUCCACUCCGACCUGAAGGCUCGCAACAUCAUGUUGAAGAGCAGCGGCACGGAGGGUCGUGGGGUGACUGCCAAGGUGGCGGACUUCGGGCUGUCCACGCGCAUGGAGCACCAGGAGACGCACCUCAGCAGCUGCUUCCAGGGGACACUCACACACAUGGCGCCGGUGAUGCUGGAGGGGCGCAUCAGCAAGGCCGCGGACGUGUACUCGUUCGGCAUCCUGAUGUGGGAGCUGUUUUGCGCCGGCGACCCCUUUGCGGGUGUUCCCCGUGCGCACAUCGGUCACGCCAUCACCAAGGAGGGUCGUCGUCCCAAGUUCCCGCCCUUCGCCCCCCGCGACUACGUGGCCCUGGCGGCCCGCUGCUGGGACCCGGACGCGGCGCAGAGGCCCUCCUUCGAGCAGGUGCUGGCGGAGCUGGUGCGCAUGAGGGAGGAGAUG